Schistosoma turkestanicum is the source of this 1096-nucleotide messenger RNA. The record is from the annotation of a GenBank genome assembly. NCBI's taxonomy places the organism in Eukaryota, Metazoa, Platyhelminthes, Trematoda, Strigeidida, Schistosomatidae.
UUUCAAUGUAGUCCUUGAGAUCUAAGGGUUCUAGGUCGUCCAUUCGGCAACCUUCUUAAUUAUGAGUAAUUUCGCCUCGUCUGCGUUUUCGUGUGUUGUCAAAAGCUGGAGAAUACAUGGACGUGCAUCUAUAAUUGCCGGUCGCUACGGGAACAAUGCGUGCAAUGUAUACGAAAGUCUUGCACUUUCAAGAUUCUCAGAAGCUUGUGCUCAUGAAGGUUGUAACAUUUCAGGGCAUUCAGAAACUGUUGAAUGUAGGAAGAGUAGUAAAGUCCAAAGCCCAGGGGGAUCUUCUGAAGGUGGUGGUUCCUUCAAUUUUAACAAUGUGGAUAUACUUAACUCCGGCAAUAAGGGACGUCCUGGAGGUUCUGGAGGAGGCUCUGGAAAUGGCACUGGCUCUUUCAUAAAGUGUAACAAAUGCGGUGGUCGUUUAAGAUCCAUUGUUCCAACUACAUCAUACAUAUCACGUUUUAUGGAGUGUGAAGCAUGUGAACAGCUCUACGAAUUAAUAGAUAAAAAUGAUCUCCCGCCUAGCAAUGUUGAAGAAGUCCGACCUUCUUUGCCUACUCCUAAGGAGAUACAUCCAUACUUAGAUCGUUAUGUAAUAGGUCAAAAUAAAGCCAAACAAAUUCUAGCUGUUCAAGUCUAUGCUCAUUACAAUCGUAUACAAUAUAAUCGAUUAAUUAGCACAUCGGAAUAUAAUAAAUUUAAUUCAACUUAUUCAACUGUAGAAACAAAUCCUACAAUAAAUGAAGUUAAAACCCCUGUAAAUAAUCAUCAUUCCUCAGGUGAACAACUUUCAGAUACACGUCCUCCUGUACCUGUAAAUCAUCAUCGGAGCGGUUCAACUCAACCUUCUGUAGGAGAAUUACUUGAAUUUUUGCGCAAUAGUUCAGUAAGUUCGUCGAAAAAUUCAUUUACAAAUGGAAACAGUACAACAGGUUCAUUGCCAUCCGCUGUAACUUCGGAUUUGUCUGAAUCAGAAGAUGAUAUGGAAAAAACGUUUUCGUGGUACACAAAUGAUUCGAAAUGAUUGUGAUCAACCAGUAAAAUUAGAAAAAAGCAACAUUAUAAUGUUAGGUCCAACUGGUUCAGG